Molecule: messenger RNA, 2379 nt
Organism: Trematomus bernacchii (emerald rockcod)
Lineage: Eukaryota; Metazoa; Chordata; Actinopteri; Perciformes; Nototheniidae
Gene: sqor
Product: sulfide quinone oxidoreductase
Exons: 10
Coding region: 185-1501 (438 amino acids)
Cellular component (GO): mitochondrion
Molecular function (GO): sulfide:quinone oxidoreductase activity; FAD binding
Source: RefSeq, a predicted model, not a curated record
UUUUAACUGAGAGUCGACGGAGAGUUCACGUCGGGUAGCUUCAUACAGGUUGAGUAAAUCCUGCCUUAUUUGCAGAGCUGAGAAAGGUCUAAGGACUUAAUUCUCCCGGAUUUUGUCCAGAAUUGACGGUCAGACAGAGGACUAAACGGUCGGGGAACAGUGGUGCUGCUGUUAAAGAGACAUAAUGGCUGCACUGCGUCGUCUGAGGCAGUGCCACCCCACAGGCACUGCUCUCUCCCAAUUUCACACAAGCAGCCAUGCUUCUGCUAAACAGCAUUACAAAAUGCUUGUGCUCGGAGGAGGAAGUGGAGGCAUUUCAAUGAGUGCACGAAUGAAGAGGAUGUUUGGAGCUGGAAAUGUGGCUGUUGUGGAGCCCAGUGAGAUGCACUACUAUCAGCCUAUAUGGACCCUGGUUGGUGCUGGUGCAAAAACGUUGACCUCAUCAGGUCGGUCCACUGCGAGUGUUAUGCCGUCUGGUGUGAAGUGGGUGAAAUCUAAAGUUCAGGAAAUAAAUCCAGACAAAAAUACUGUCCUCACAGACGAUGGGACUGAAAUCUCUUAUGAGUAUUUGAUUGUGGCGCUUGGCUUACAACUCCAUUUUGAGAAGAUCAAAGGACUGCCAGAAGGAUUUGAUCACCCAAAGAUUGGAUCAAACUACUCAGUCGAAACUGUGGGGAAAACUUGGAAAGCUCUGCAGGACUUCAAAGAGGGAAACGCUGUGUUCACUUUCCCAAACACUCCUGUGAAAUGUGCAGGAGCCCCACAGAAGAUCAUGUAUCUUACAGAUGCCUAUCUCAGAAAGACGGGUAAAAGAGCAAAGGCCAACAUCAUAUACAACACGUCGCUCCCUGUGCUCUUUGGGAUCAAGAAAUAUGCUGACUCAUUGUGGGAAAUUGUGAAACAGCGUGACCUACAAAUUAAUAUGAGGCAAAACCUGAUCGAAGUGAGGGCAGAUAAGCAAGAAGCUGUGUUUGAAAAUCUUGACAAACCAGGCGAAACCAAAGUGUUUCAGUAUGAAAUGCUUCAUGUCACACCACCAAUGGGACCCAAUCUGGUGGUUAAAGGCAGUCAGCUGGCAGAUGAAGUUGGCUGGUUGGAUGUCAGCAAAGAUAACCUUCAACAUAAGAGAUAUCCAAAUGUGUUUGGGAUUGGAGACUGUACAAACCUGCCCACAGCCAAAACAGGAGCUGCUGUCGCUGCACAGUCUGCUAUUUUGAACAGAACCAUCAGCCGAGUACUGAAAAAUGAGAAGCCAGACAGAACGUAUGAUGGCUACACCUCGUGCCCAUUGGUCACAAGCUACAACACAGUGAUUCUGGCAGAGUUUGAUUACAACGGACAACCACUGGAAACAUUCCCUGUGAACCAAGCCAAAGAGAGCAGAAUCAUGUACCACAUGAAAGCUGAUGUGAUGCCUCACCUCUACUGGCACGGGCUACUACGGGGCCUGUGGGGUGGACCAGCACCAUACAGGAAAAUCCUUCAUCUCGGGAUGAAAUGAUACCAUCCAUUUGCAAGUUGAUGCUUACAUUUCCACUUUUAGGGAAAGAAGUAGCACAUUAUCUCCAUUAUCUGACCAACAAUGACAUUUUUAUAUUGGAGCCUAAAGCAAAGGUUUUUAGAGUUAUUUUUGUAUUUGCCACCUAGGUGUACCAGUGUAUUUUAUAAGCCAGUAGGUUUCACAUAAGUCCCAAAGCCGAAUAGGUAUAGCCAGGCUCUUUGAAAGUCAUCUAACCUCUUGCUGCAGGGUAUAUAAGUUAAUGUUGCCUACCUAGAGCCAAGAAACUGACCCUUGAAAUGAUCCCAUUGUGUAUAUUGAAAACUAAAAAUGCUGACAUUUUGGUAAAAUUGCAUGAUCAUUUUUUUUUUUUCACGAUAUUGGAGGUAUACUCAACUCUACAGCUGCAAUCAUUGUUGACCCGUUAUAAGGACUGUUGUGUUGACAGUAAUCAAAUCUCACAUCAUGGAUUGUUGAACAAAGAUUGCUGGGAAAAAAAUGUGUGUGUAUUGGUGAAAGUCUGUUAUUGUGUUUGUAGUGUAGCCAUUUUUCCAUUUCAUACAGUCUUCAGGUUUGUUGCCAGUGUGUGCGGUUCUAUAUUUAGUUCGUUUUUUGUGCUUCCACCAUGAGGGAUUUUUUUUCUUGGGGAAUGGCCAUGAAAAUGACCACAAGUGCUUUUCUUACACAUGUCAGAAAAAUAUUGUAAAUGAUUAUGCGAGUGCUUAAAUAAGUUGUAAUCCAGUUGGUGGUUAUACAGUCAGUGCUAACUUCAUUAUUGUAUUAGGAUUUGUUCAUCUAUAAUCAUUCAAAUGAAUGUGUAUACGUAUAAACCCACUUUAAUUGCUAUAACAGAACAAAUAAUUAAAACAAAUUGUAAAUAU